Messenger RNA from Linum tenue, 2090 nucleotides. NCBI's taxonomy places the organism in Eukaryota, Viridiplantae, Streptophyta, Magnoliopsida, Malpighiales, Linaceae. The record is from the annotation of a GenBank genome assembly.
CUUCCUUUCAUCCUCUCCUUCAAUCCAAAGUUGUUUCUUUUUUUUUUUUUUUUAGUUUUUGGUUUUUGGGUUCAAAUGGUUUCAUGCCUUCUCCUGGAAUAGUGGCCUUUUUCCCAGAUAAAUAGAGCUCCCUGGCCGGCGACGUAUCUUCUGCAUGAUUUCUUAAACCGGCCGCCGGCCGGAUCUACAAAUAACAAAAUUGCAAAACCCAUGGAGGAGUCAUCGUCGGUCCAAUACUAUGCUUCCCCCGGCGGCAGACGCGCCGCCGCGUUCGACACCGUCACACCACCUUCCGAAUUCUUCCACGACUCAUCGUCGCCACAUCAUCACUACCACCAGACGUUCAACAACAACAACAUGCCUCCUCCUUCCACUCUCCACAGCUACACGCCUACAUUCGAUUCGACGACACCCACCGCGAAUCUCGCCUCAUCGCCAUCACUACACUACUCCAAGAAUCCAUACUCGUCGUCGUCCGGUCUGAUCAAUGUCGCGGCGGCGGGCUAUCAGGACCUCUCACGUUACGGCAUUCAAGAGAGUUGCGUGAGAGGGCUGCUCGGCGGCGAGAUGAACUACGGUGGCAGUGUUGGUGGUACAAAUACAAUGUACCACCACAACAUGUUUCACGGUGGAUACCAUAAUGUUGCAGGCGCGGUGAGCCAUCACGAGGGUUUGUCUCUGUCUCUGGCGUCGAAUAAUAACGAUGUCAAUGUGGCUGCACAUCAUUUUGGGGACGGGCUCGAGCAUUACUCGAGCUCGUACUUGCAAUCGAAGGGUGGUAACGCGGUUGUGGCUAGCGACGACGAUCAUGGGGUGAAAGUUGCUAGUGGUAGAAGUUGUGACAACAAGUCCAUUGUAGUUGGAGGUGGUGGUGGAGGAGGAGGAGGUUCUGGGGGUGCCUCUUAUGUUGUUAGGACGACGACAGCGAGCACGACCGUAGGGCCUCUAGGCCCUUUCACGGGCUACGCGACGAUCUUGAAGAGCUCGAGGUUCUUGAAGCCGGCUCAGGAACUCUUGGAGGAAUGGUGUGGGGUGGCGAGCUGUAGGAUGGAUGUUGGAGAUGUUGUGAGCAGUUUGGGUUCGGGUGGUUUGUCAUCGUCUUCUACCGCCGCGAUUUGUGGCUCGAACGAUGGUGGAGGAGCUGGCAGUGGAGGUUCUCUGACGUACAGGCCGGAGUUCCACGAGGUGAAAUCCAGGCUGCUGUACUUGCUUGAAGAGGUUUGCAAGCGGUACAAGCAGUACCACCAACAAAUGCAGAUGGUGGUCUCGUCGUUCGAGUCGGUGGCCGGCCUGAGCUCCUCGACGCCGUACGUCUCGCUCGCCAUCAAGACCAUCACCAGGAACUUCAAGAGCAUGAAGCAUGUGAUCUCAGACCAGCUGAAGCAGCAUUCUGCAGCAACGGCAAGAUCUGUGGUGGUAGGAGAAGAAGAGCUGUUCAGCUCCAGCAGUACUAGCAGCACAUCAACCAGGCUGAGGGGUUACAUGGGCCAAAGGCAGAGCUGUGGUGGUGGUGGUGGUGGGCCUAAUUAUCAUCAUGUGGGCUUCCAUGAGCCCCAACAACACGUAUGGAGGACCCAAAGAGGCCUACCUGAGAGAUCGGUGGCCAUCCUUCGUGCUUGGCUCUUUGAACAUUUUCUUCACCCGUACCCUACUGAUGCUGAUAAGCACAUGUUAGCAACCCAGACCGGGCUAACCCGAAAUCAGGUGUCGAAUUGGUUCAUCAACGCCCGGGUUCGUGUCUGGAAGCCCAUGGUGGAGGAGAUCCACAUGCUUGAGAACAAAGGCCAAGCAGGAACCAGCCAAAGCAAGUGCAAUAAUGUCGAUCCUGUGUCGAAUUCUGCAGUGAUGGGACCGACGACAUCGAGUCAAGAACAAGGACAUGGUCACCAUCAGCAGCAGCAGAAGCUUCAUAGGGAGCAAUACUGGAAGCAGGAGAAGAGGUCCAGAGUGGAUUUCCAAGUUCCAGCAGCUGCAGCCAUGAAUGGAAAUGGUUCGCUAAUGAACUUCCUCCCCUUCCAGGGGAGUGAUCAUCAGAUGGGCGGUGGGAAUGGAGCUGUUUCGCUGACUUUGGGGCUGAGGCAUUGUUGACA